AUGGGAGAUCUGAGUCAGUUAGGACACGACCAUUCUGUGACUGACUCAGACCCUUGCACACCAGAUGCUCCACCUGCUGCCACUUCUCCACCAACUUCAGAAGAACUCGGACCUUUCACUGCCCCAACAUCACCCUCUUCUUCCUCUGAUCCUGCCUUGCAUCCCAAACCACCUCCUAUUCCACCACCACCGCCAGCUUCUGCUGGCACAGUUCACCCUGGACUCCCUGCUGUUCCUGCACCACCUGCCUCUACUUCAUCCCUGCACCCUGGACUUUAUCUGCCAGUCGUCCCACCCGGCAGCGCCACCCACCUCAUCAACUGGCUGCCUUUCUUGGCUUCAGCAACACUCGCCACCAUCCGUGGGAAGGAGGAGGACCAGCCACCUGUAGGAACAUGCUCCUUGGAAAGCGUGAAGAGAAGCAACAGUGCACCCCCACCGCCUUCCCAUGAUGACAACCACCAUGCUGCACCCGUGGAAGACAGGGCUCCAGAAGAUGCUUCCCUGCCAGCGGCUGCCCACGCCGUGCCCUCGAGCUCUGAGCAGGGAUCAGCAAAUGUGAGUGACAUCCUGGCAGAGCUGCGGACCAUGAACGGCCACCUGUCUGUCAUUGCUCGAGCCCUGACACAGCUGGCCUCAUCGCUGGCACCGCAGCAGGGCACACGUGGCACCCCACCUCCUUAG
This is a messenger RNA of Centrocercus urophasianus (Greater sage-grouse), 684 nucleotides long. RefSeq names its product myosin tail region-interacting protein MTI1-like. The coding region runs from base 1 to 684 and encodes 227 amino acids. Lineage: Eukaryota; Metazoa; Chordata; Aves; Galliformes; Phasianidae. The record is from RefSeq and is a predicted model, not a curated record. The transcript has 3 exons.